GUCCAUUUCAUUCUUGGUUUUGAGAGCUAUGAUGGUGUAUUAACACAUUUGCAGUGAAAGUUCAGCCAGCCCAGGAAGGCCCACAAGGAAGAAAAAUACAAUCCGAAAAAUUCCGGAGAUAUGCAACCUUGUUUCGGAUUUUAAUAGAAUAAAACCUUGUCGCGCAGAACCAGCUACAGGUCUAGCUUAUACUUUUCUCGGUGCCAGGAUAACAGUAUCGGAUACAGAAUCAUUUUCUUGAUCGAAGCACGGUGCAGUUCUUGCUGGAAUGAAGCGCCUACUGCAAUUUGUGCAAAAUCGCUAUUAAAUAGCACUGCACACCUAUGCCACAUCAUGAGGCUGUACCAAACACUGAUAAUUUAGGUUCAGUACCAUGUCCUCUACCAAUCCAAGUGGCGAUACUGCUAGGCUUGUUCCCAACAUCCCUCCACCGACGGUUAGCGUUGUAUCCCCGACGAUUGGCUGUUCCAUGAUUGAUAGUCGGAACGUGUAUAAAAUUUCUCCGGCGAAAUCUAGUGUCCUCAGCCCACAGCAACCCCAGCAAGAUAUCGUCAAAAUAAGGCUCACGAAGGAUGACAGCGGUACGGGUUUUGGUUACACUAAGUCGAUUAUCAGCACCGUGCAGUCACCGCAAGGUAAUCGCUCUAACACUACUCUUAGUCAGCCUAAUUCGUCAUUAUUCGUGCUCGAUAAGGACAAACAUUUAACCCUUAAUAAGCGUGAAACUAUUGAAACAUAUUUCGUCAGGAAACCCCCACCUUCAGCUGGGCGGCCCGGGUAUGAAACAAUGCAGAAGAAUGCUAAAAAAUCGAACUUCGUUUCAGAUAAAUCAGAUAGCAAAUCAACGCCCCAAAAACUAAACUUCAAUUUAGCUCAACAACCAACGUUACAGUUGAAAACGUCACAAAACAAAAUUGUACUGGUGAAAAUGCUUCCAAAAAUUCCCCAAAAUGGCCCUCAGAUGUUAGCUUCACCGCCUACAUCGAGAAGCAGUGUGUCGCCAACAACUCUAGCCCUAGCCAGAAGCGUCCAAGGUCUACGCCCUCUUCCUCCGGUGGGAUCACCAACAAAACCCACAGCUACAACGCAGCUUGUAAUGACACGAUCACCGGAGAAAAAGGAGUCGGUCGCCAGUCGUGUAAUAUCCAGGUCUGAGAGCACCCCGUCAUUAUCUCCUAGCCAUACGGUAACCGCAGCUGCACCCACUAUUAACACCAGCAGUUCAAUCGAGGGAACUAAAUCUUCCAAUCUUUUCGCGAACAAUUCCGCUCCAACAGAGAAAGUUCCUGAUGAUCAAAUAUUACCGAAGUGUGAUAAUGUGCAAAAAGCUAUUCCAACAGUAGAUAAUCAAAAUAACGACGAGUGUGACAAUGCCACUGCUACCGUAAAUGUUAAAAUGUCUCGUGAGAUGAAGUGUCUGAAAGCUUCACAGGAUAGCUCCAAAAUUCUGACUGAGUUUAUGCAGGAUUCUAAAUCUGAGAAAUUACGAAAACGUCGUCGGUCUCGUUAUGAUGGUGAUGAUAGCCAGAGUUGCGGAAGUUUAACGCCGACUUCAAUGAAGCGGUAUUCUGUUUGUGGCAGAGAUGAUGAAGACUUGGAUGACGGCAGUCCAUCUAGUGGUCUCAAACGAACAGGAAUGAGGUCUGCCAAUGCUGAAUUCUCACUAAAACAGCGUAAAUUCCUAAGUAGCAUUCAUCACACCAGCGAUGGAUCCGACAACUCCGACCACGAGUUAGAUCCAGCGAGUACCGGAAAAAGUGUUAAUCUUCACAUACCAGUUGCGCCCAAGCCUGGAUGGGAUAAAUUUUGCUGGCGCUGCAAAACCUGUGAACCAGGGCUGGAAACGUGCGCCGGAUGCAUUCGAUGUUUCCAUCCUGUAUGUCUAAAGCUCAACCCAGCAUUUUUUAUUGUCGAGAAAAAAUGGAACUGUCCCGAAUGUAUUAAACUGCAAUCUAGCGACGAAAGCGGUUCCGAUGAGGGUGGAAAACCGGUGAAAGACAAGCUUAAAAUUGACAGCCUCACAGUAUCGCUGAAAUUUGCGAUGAAACGAAUGCAGCUGUUGAAAGGGAGCAUGAUCUUCAAUCCGCUAGAUAAUGAACAAUUUCCUAACUAUGCUCAGUAUGUAACGAAACAUGUCGAUCUUGCAAUGCUGCAGAAAAAUGUGGACGACCAGAAAUAUCAAUCAACCGAUGCGUUCCAGGCUGACAUAGGCUGGAUUCUACACAAUGCGUCGAUUUAUCCUAAUAAUAGCAAGCUAUUGCCAAUAGCGAAAGCUUUAAUGAAAAUCUGCAAACAGGAGCUUAACGAAAUCGAAGCUUGCAACGAGUGCUACUUCAAUGCAAACACCUGUAAAACUUGGUUCACUGAGGUGUGCACGAAACCUCAUCUCUUAGUGUGGGCCAAACUGAAAGGUUUCCCAUUUUGGCCGGCCAAGUUAAUGUCAGUGAACAGUAAUCAACUUGUAGAUGUUCGAUUUUUCGGUGACCACGAUCGUGCUUGGGUUCCGAUAAAGGAAUGCUAUCUGUUUUGCGAGAAAGAUCCUAACACAAAAUUGCAGCGUCGUACUAACAUGGCAGAGUGCAUGCGUGAAGCCGAGCAGUAUAUUGCAAAAUUGAAGCGAAAGUUUGGACAGUUUAAAUAUGCAGAAUUUCGAACUCCAGUCGAAGCAAACAGGCUAGAUGAGCAUUUGGAAUCUAUGAUUCCAGGAGUACUGAAGCGAAUAGCUGAAAGUGGGGAUUCGCAAAAAGCAAAGCUGAUGCUGAGAAUCAUUAAAACCGCAGAUAAUUUUCUCUCGGUGUCUCCAGUGGAAAUAAGUGCACCUACUAAAACGUCAACACCAAAAGUAGCGCGCAGUGACAGUAUCGCUUCACCAGAGAAGUCAAAAAGUGAGGUGUUCGAUAACGUUGAUGUGAAGACUUCUGAGGAAACUGAAAUUCAUUUGCCUCAUGAUACUAGUAAAGAUGAAACAAAUAUAUCUGAUAUCAAUCCAGAGUAUGAAACAAGAGCAAUACGUCAGUACAGCACAAGAAAACGAAAGAGUGUUAGUCCUGAAGAAGAUGCUACUGUGAGUCAGGAAAUUUCCAAGGAAGCAAAAAAGCGACAUAGUCGCAAUACAAUCUGUAAUGUAAAAGAGGAAGGAGAAUCUGUUACUACCGAUUUGCCCAAAACGAGUACACAGCGAAGUCACUUCAGUCGUAAACGUAAAAGCGUAAGCCCGCUUGGAGAUAUUAUGAAGGAACAGAAACAGAGCAAAGUAGAAUCUGUGGUCAUACAACGGGAGUCAGAUAGUUGGAAGACUGUACAACCCGCGAAAAAACACAAGUCUAAAUCAAAGUCGUUUGACGGUAAAGGCGAUAUGAAAGAGUCAGACUGUAGUGAGACAAGCGAUACGCAAAGUAUGUCCCUCGACUUCGAAACUAAGUUGUCGUCAAAAAAUGAUAAGCAAAAGGAUGCUGUUCCUGCUGCACCUGAAACACAAACCCCUAUUAAUGAUAAACCUUGCAGCGUUAUUGGUGUACCGCCCACUAUUCCGAAAAAUAGCUCAAUUCCGCUAAUACCACUAACUGCAAAUGAAAUAAAAACCGAGCCUACAGAGGAAGAGCAACCACCUGAUUCGAUUCAUCCUAUUGUCACUGCGGUACCAGUUCCACCCCCACAAGUUGCCGCGCCUUCUAGUGAAACUUCGGAAGUGACAAGUAAUGUGUCUGACAACGCUGCGUCAAUAGUUUCACAAGAAUUGCUGCCAAUCAAAGCUGAACCUUUAUCUGAUGAAGAAAAUGAAAGGAUGGUUGUGGCCAAUAAAGCACCUAGUAUUUCAGAAGUUCACAAUAAGCGAGCUGUUAGUACUAAUCAAGUAAUGAUUCGUACUAAUAAUCGAAUAAUGGUCAAAGACAUCAACAAACUCACCCAUCAAGUUGGAAACCAGACUGUAAGUAAUAUUCCCGGAAGUAACGGCCAAACACCUGUAAUAGUAACACCUGCGGAGAAACCAAAAAAUCUCUCCAAAACGCCGGCAAAGCAUGCAAACCCAAAUAUUCCACCACAACAACAGCAGCAGCAGCAACAGCAGCAUCAGCAACAUCAGCAGCAACAGCAACAACAAAGGACUCGUAAAAUUACAGCACAACCUGUGAAUCAGUCUACUUUCACCUCCCUGAUGCGUACCCCAAAUCAACCAAGUGGAAUGCCCGUAUCAAUAGCAAACAGUUUCCCAGUAGCUAAAAAUGGUAGCAACAUGAUGCAUAUGGUACACAUUCCAAGUCCAUUGCUGGCCUCUGGCGAACAACCGACGACAGUGAAUCCAGUUGCACUAACUCGAGCAAAUCUCAAUGACACGACCGUCCCGAUAGCCAACGUAGCAACGAGAAGCACAGUACAACAACAAGCUGCCGGGCCCAGUACGGUCCCACUCCAGCAGAAUGUUACACCAACUGCAGGAACUUCUGCAAAUUCACCAGCCGCUACCAACGUCGCCGAAGGUCAGCAUAUGAUGUCUGGCUUUAUUACACCGAAUUUGGCUGCAGCGGUUACAGAAACAAUUGUGUCCACUCCACCAAAAAUGCAGUCCCGGCCGAGUGGCGCGCUACGGUCGGAAGGCGACUGCAUCUACCCUUCAGGAGCUGGUCCCGUUUCUCAGAUUUUAAUUAAUAACUCUUACAAGAUGGCCGACUUUUUCCGAUCCGUUAUCGAAGACACGCUGGCAGAUCUCUCGAAUAACAGCGGUGCCCUGGAGGCGAAAGUCAAAGUUCUGGAACUAGAAAUUGAGAAGCUCAAACACUGCCACCAGCAGGAAAUUACUAAACUCAAGCACAAUUCCGAUCUUGUGCUUUGCGAAAUGCGUAAAAACAUGGAUGUAGAAAAAGCACGUAUCAUUAACGAAGUUCGCAAGCAAUGCGAAAUAGAGCGCAUCCGAUCGGUGGAAGAAGCUAAGAAGAAACAGUGGUGCAUAAACUGUGGCAAAGAAGCGCUAUUUUAUUGCUGCUGGAACACUUCAUACUGUGAUUAUCCUUGCCAGCAGCAACACUGGGCGACUCACAUGAACAGUUGUACUCAAAGUCAGUUUAAUUUGCCAAGCACCGCAAUUGCCAGCAAGCCAACGAAUGUGGUCAGCGCUAGUAAGACAACCGUGCAGCACAUGACGACACCGAAGAUAAGUACUGUACAAACUUUAAAUUUGAACGGACGAUCUGGACUGACAAUACAAGCUGCUCAACACCAACAACAGCAACAACAACAACAACAACAACAACUGAUAAUCACAUCAACGAGAGGCGGAGCUCAGCUUGGCAAAGGACCGUCCUUCCAACGAUUGAUGCUCAAUGCUGUCGGAGGAAAUCAACCGCCAUAUACUGUUGUUUCCGGCCCUCUGAACACCUAGCCUCAGCAGAGCUCACUGUCAUCAGUAGCGGGAAAUCCUCCCUUCGCUACCAGCUGGGAUCAUUUGAAGACUGUUGCCGUCCCAGUUUCCGCCGGAGUAUCGGCUAGUAGCAAAGAUGUUAAACGUCCUUACGGAUUUUUUAUAAAAUCGAUGCAAAUGGAUAAUAGUACUGGUGAUCUCAAGUGAAUUGUUUAUUUGUAAAUAUAUCUUUAUUGUAUAUAAAUAUAUAUUAUAGUCGAU
Wyeomyia smithii (pitcher-plant mosquito) is the source of this 5617-nucleotide messenger RNA. RefSeq names its product MYND-type zinc finger-containing chromatin reader Zmynd8-like. Bases 374 to 5377 code for a protein of 1667 amino acids. The record is from RefSeq and is a predicted model, not a curated record. The transcript has 8 exons. Gene Ontology annotation, molecular function: protein binding. Lineage: Eukaryota; Metazoa; Arthropoda; Insecta; Diptera; Culicidae.